Eublepharis macularius is the source of this 5026-nucleotide messenger RNA. It is a transcript of the gene NWD1, whose product is annotated as NACHT and WD repeat domain containing 1. The record is from RefSeq and is a predicted model, not a curated record. The transcript has 21 exons. Bases 1 to 4692 code for a protein of 1563 amino acids. Lineage: Eukaryota; Metazoa; Chordata; Lepidosauria; Squamata; Eublepharidae. Gene Ontology annotation, molecular function: protein binding.
AUGGUUGUCACGGAAACGAAGAAAUCCCAAGCCAUUCCUGACAAGGUGAUGGAGAAAGCCUCCUUUGUCAUGGGUCAGGCCCUCACUCACUACUGUGAUAACCUCGAUUUGCAGAAUCACAUUGACUACAUUCAGGAGAAGAUGGGUGCCUUCUCCUUGGCAGUGGCGCUCAUUUACCAGAUCAAAUUUGUUAUUCAGAAGUGCAGGAGCACCAAGAGGGGGCGACCAAGUGCUGCCUCAGGGGCACAUCACCUGACAGUGCUCCCAGGUGAGCAUGGGGCCUGUCCUGGGCACAAACAGGGGUUGCCAUGGCAAUCCAUUCCUGGGCUCCAGGCGCAAGCCUUCUGCCAAAAACAUGGCUUAAUGUUUGAGAUAAUUGAUCUGAGAUGGGGCAUCCAUGCCGAUAUGGACGCUGGCCGCCUGGCCACCACCCCUCUCCUCCUUGAGGAGAUCAGACGCUGCCAGACACUCUCCGUGGGUCCCAGCUUUGUUGCCUUGUUGGGCAGUCAGUACAGCAACUGUUCUGCCCCUCCGAUCAUCCAGAAGCAGGAAUUUGAGGCCUUCAGGGCCCUCCUCCUAGAGGAGCCCCACACCUUGCAGCUCCUGGCCCAGUGGUACCGGAAAGAUGAGAAUGCCGUCCCUCCUGUCUACGUCCUCCACCGUCCGCUCCAGGCAAGCCUCAUCCAAGAGAAAAGCUUGGUCUCGGCCCUGCGCAGGGCUGCCAGGGAAGCAGAGAGGCAAGGACUCCUCAGCGGAGAGCAGCAUCAGCUUCUCAACAAAUCAGAUCUGCACUGGGAAAUUGAGGCUGGCCUCUUCAGCGCUGGAGACCAUGACCUAGGGGCUCUUGUUUUCUUCAGAGAAGCAGAGGCUCUCAUAGUACCCGAGUCAGAUGGAGAGACCUCACAGCCGGGGAAGAAAAAGGCCGAGAACACCCCAGACUCUGAGGACCAACAGAUGUUGGCGGACCUGAAGGCAAAAAUUGCAGCCUUGCAUCCCAAGCAGCUCAGAGUGCACACAGUCUCACGCAGCUGGGACCCCACACAACUCCGGCACAAGCCGCAGCCCAAGUACCUGAAGGAGCUCUGCGAACAGUUCAUUGCUGCCAUCAACCAUCAAGUGUUGGCAAGCCUGAGAUCCCAAGAAGGCAGCCACAGAGAACCACGCUGGCUGCUCCAGGAGCUGGCCCACCACCAGGCUCUGGGCCACAAGCAGAGCCAGGCCUUCUGUUGGCAGCAGGCACUGCUGGGCCACAUCUGUCAGCGCAUGAAACAGGAUGGCAACAGAGCCCAUGCGCCUCUCCUUAUCCGAGGGCCACCAGGCUGCGGAAAGACAGCCUUUCUGUGCCACCUGAGCAAGGCCGUGCAUGGCAGCUUUGGGCAAGAGGCAGUGGUGGUGCUGCGGCUGUUGGGGACUUCCCAGCGCAGCUCUUCUCUUGAUAGCCUGCUCUAUAGCAUCUGCCUGCAAGUGAGCCUGGCGCUGGGCUUGCCGCUUCCAUGUGCCGAGGGGACCAGCAGCUCAGUCCUACUCUUCCACCACCUGCUUCUCUCAGCCUCUCACCAGGGCACAAAGCCGCUCAUUAUUCUCCUGGACUCUGUAGAGCAGCUGUGCAUUCCCAGAGGUGCCUGCAUGGCCUUCUGGCUGCCCAAGAUCUGCCCUCCAAACGUGCACCUCAUUGUCUCCAUUCUGCUGGCAGAACAUAACUCUCUGCACCAAGCCCUCAAAGUACCCGAGGAGUAUUUUGAGAUGGGGCCUCUCUCUCAAGAGGAAGCCAGGGAGGCACUGGCCAAACAUCUCGCAGCUGCAGGGCGGACACUAACCCCUGCCCAGCAGGCUUUGUUCCAGCAGAGCUUCCCAGAAGGUGGGCAUGCUCUGCCAGUGGCACUAGUCAUUACUGAAGCCCAACACUGGACUUCGUACACUCCGCUUUCAGCACAGGAGAUUUCACUCUCGGUCACAGAGAAGACACAUCGGCUCUGUGGGUAUCUGGAACAGGUCCACGGACCCAUUUUGGUGGGGCGUGCCCUGAGCUACCUCGUCUGUUCCAGAUCUGGGCUAUCAGAAAUAGAGCUGAAAGACAUUCUGUCCCUUGACAAUGAGGUUCUCUGUGAGAUUUACCAGCUCCAUCCUUCUCCAAGCAUGGCAGUCCUGCGUGUUCCACCCCUCUUAUGGGCACGGCUGUAUCAAGACUUGGAAAAGUGGUUGGAGGAGAGGUGGGCUGACGGCUUCCUCCUGAUGGGCUUUGGACACAGGGAGUUUUUGGUGGCUGUAGAAGAACGCUACUUGUCUGCUCCAGUGCAAAGAACCCAGCGCCACCUGAUCCUGGCUGACUUCUUCAGAGGGACUUGGAGCUGGGGGAUGAAGAAACCAGUGAAGCUCCCAUCCUCCAGCAAGCCUGUGAGCGUUGAUAGGAAGGUCACCCCUCAGCCUUUGUGGUUCUCCAGCACUACUGCAAACCAGAGGAAGCUGAGUGAACUGCCCUUCCAUUUACUGCGGGCAGGGCGGAUGGAGGAGCUGCAACGAGACAUUUUCGGGAACAUGAACUGGAUUGCCUGCAAGACUGUUGUUUCCGGAGCGGGGAGCGUGGCUGAUGACAUCGAGGCUUGCCUUGCACAGACCAGCUGCCCUCAGCUGCGGCUCUUGCAAGAUUGUUUCCUGCUCCUCCAGCCCCACGUGAAGAACAUGGAGGGGCAGGCAGAAGUGAGCAUGGUCUACACAGAGUUGCUGGCACGGCUCCAUUUCUUUGUGCCUUCCCACUCCAGUCUCAUUGGGAACCUGUGCCACCAGUGCGAGAACUGGCUUGGUGCCCGGCCCCACCCAGUCCUCAUCCCUCUCUGUGGAUUUCUCUACCCACCAGAAGGACCUCUGCAGAAAACACUUGCAGGCUCCCCCAAAGGCACCACCGUGCUGGAACUGAGCCUAGAUCACAGGCUGCUCUUGGCUGGCUCCCAGGACGGUACACUGACCGUGUGGGAUACGGGCAAUUUUUCAGUGCUGCACAUACUCACAGGCCACUCUGCUGAGGUGACGUGUGUGAGGGUAUUUGCAAAAGGGACACGUGCUGCCUCGGCUGCCCAGGAUCACACUUUGCGCCUGUGGAGUCUGGUUUCUGGCCAGGAGGAGCUCACCAUCCACAACGUCCAUGCUGGAGACCAGCCCUGGAGUCAGCUUCACAUUGACGAGAAGAACAGCAUCAUACACUGGGUAUCCAGCUCAGAGGUCAAGGCCUGGCACCUGGAGACAGCAGUACCAGCUUUCCAGAUUUCCACAGAGUCUCAGGACGGAUGGCUCCUCACAGCAGUCUUUGUGCCAAGGCUGGUGGUUGUGACUCUGUCUGAGAAGGGAGCACUCUGUCUGUGGGAUGGCGGCACUGGACAGCUGCACUCCAAGCGCAUGCUUGUGGGGCUGCGGGAAGAGGCACCCACUUGUAGCGUGCUGCUCACAAAGCUGGGCAGAAUGAUGGCCGGCUUCAGCAAAGGGGCCCUCCUGACGAUCUCCUCAGACGGAAACAGCCUGCUGGGAAAGCUCCCUGAGGGAAUUCGCUUCCUAGUGCUUUCAGAGGACGAAUCUCUUCUUGCUGCAGGCUCUGGGCCACGUGUGAGGGUUUUCUCCAUCGAUCUGAAAGGAUUCCACUGUCUCCUGGCCUCAGACCUGAUGCACACUGGGGAGGUUUGUGCAGCUGCCAUCUCUGCUGACAACACCACACUCUUCACAAGCUCUUUUGGGGAAUGUAUCUGGGUGUGGAGUCUAUCCAAGCAGGGUUUGCUGACCGAUGUUUUGGGAGAUACUGGGGCUCCCAUCACACACCUGACUCUCUGGGACAGUACACUGGUGUCGGCCUCUCUUUACACACAUUACCUCAGAGUUUGGAACAUUGGCUAUGACCUCAGGCACAAACCGCUGCCUCCUUCUAUGGCUUGCACAAGGUGCACAGCACUAUCUCACAACGCGAAGUAUGUCUACUUCCCCCAAAGCAACAAUAGUUGCAAAGUUGUCAUCUGGAACUCAGAGGAAGGUGAGGUUUGCGAAGUGCUGGAUGCUUCAGGGCCCGUGCAGUGCUUGGAAGUGGCUGAGCAGAGAAAUCUCCUCUUUGUUGGGCUGGCAUCAGGAACAGUGCUGGUGUUUCCCUUGGAUGCCAGUCAGGAUGCUGGAUGCAUCCCACCUGCAGAGAAUCAAAAGCCCAUCCACCACCUAGCGCUGUCACAACAUGAGGAACAGCUGGCCAUUGCGUGUGAUAACCUGGUGCAGGUACUUGAUAUGGAGCAGGGAGAACCCGGUCCUCUGAUCAACCGUCCAGCCUACACCUUUUAUACUCAGAUCCCUGGUGCAGUCAUCUCCAGCAUGGCCCUCUUGGCCAGAUACCGGGUGCUCUAUGGCAUGACAAGCGGGGAGCUCUUCCUUUAUGACUGCUCGCAGGCCCAAGUGUUCCCCUUGGAAGCACACAACAGUCAAGUCACCUGCUUGAAAACCAGCCACGCAGAGAAAUGGGCUGUGAGUGGCUCAGCGGACUCACUACGGUGCCUCUGGGAUGUGGAUCUCUGCCACUGGAAGCACAAGAUGUUCUUUCAGAAGCAAGACUCCUCCUCACACGACGUUUUGUGUGCCUGCUUCUCCAAGGAUGACCGGUACGUCUUCACGGGGUCACUGGAUCAGUCCAUUACAGCGUGGGAUGUUUCCCAGGGUGAGCAAUUCUAAAAGUUACUUAUUAGAUUAGGAAUACUAGCAGGGGAGACAAGUGUUACAGCCGAAUGGUGUGUGGCUGUGGGAACAACCAGGAUAAGCAGUGAGGGGAAGGCAUACAACAUGAAGAAUCCUAUGCAGCAUCACUUGAAUUCCCUGCUGUGACGCAGGCCACACCUUGGCAUCUCCCACAGGGGCUCUGCUGGCAGUUCAACUUGUGCAUACAAGCAUUACCAGGAUUGUGCCAACAGGAGACGGUUUUGUUGCAACAACAAGACUCGGCUACCUCAUCCGAGAGAGAUUCCACUGUCCCCGGUCCACCAGCCCUCUCUAUGACCCACUCUGCAAC